AUGGUCGAGAAGCUCUACGUCACUUACAACGAUGUGCACAAGCUGUGCCAGGAGGCUGCGCCCAAGAUCCUCAACGACUUCAAGCCGGACUUGAUGAUUGCAAUCGGAGGCGGCGGUUACGUCCCCGCGCGCAUCCUGCGGUCCUUCCUUAAGCAGCCGGGCAGCCCAAACAUCCCCAUCCAGGCUAUCGGUCUGUCGCUGUAUGAAAAGCUGCCCAACUCGGGCGACAAGGACGUCGAAGAGGCUGGUACCAAAGUCACCCGCACCCAGUGGCUUGACAUGAGUGCACUGGGCGAGAUGUCGAACCUCGUCGGUCGCCGAGUCCUGAUUGUGGACGAGGUUGAUGAUACCCGUACUACCCUCGAGUAUGCGGUCCGUGAGCUGCAGAAGGAUGUCGAGGAGGCCCGGAGCAAAAUCAAUUCGGAUAAGAAGACGGAGUUUGCUAUUUUUGUGCUGCAUAACAAGGACAAGCAGAAGAAAGGCAUCCUCCCGGAGGACAUCCUCAAGAACCACUACCAUGCCGCCCGCACCGUCGGCGACGAGUGGAUCUGCUACCCGUGGGAGGCCACCGACAUUGACGAGCAUGACCGUCUGGCUGCCGAGGCGCGGGCCAAGAAGGGUCUGUGA
Molecule: messenger RNA, 627 nt
Organism: Thermochaetoides thermophila DSM 1495
Lineage: Eukaryota; Fungi; Ascomycota; Sordariomycetes; Sordariales; Chaetomiaceae
Product: xanthine phosphoribosyltransferase-like protein
Exons: 3
Coding region: 1-627 (208 amino acids)
Biological process (GO): hypoxanthine metabolic process; IMP salvage; XMP salvage
Cellular component (GO): cytoplasm
Molecular function (GO): hypoxanthine phosphoribosyltransferase activity
Source: RefSeq, a predicted model, not a curated record